AUCCGAACUCUCUUCUUGUACCAAUCUGCAGCCACCAUCAUCAUGGAUGAGAUCGCCCCCGAGUACGAUGUCGUGGUUCUAGGAACUGGCCUCACUGAAUGUGUGCUUUCCGGUGUGCUGAGUGUCAAGGGCAAGAAGGUCCUUCACAUCGACCGCAAUGACCACUACGGAGGCGAAGCGGCAUCUGUUAACAUCGAAGCGCUCUUCAAAAAAUAUGGCAACACCGCGGGCGAGCCAUGGAAGAAGUACGGCCGAGUCAAUGACUGGAACAUCGACCUCGUCCCCAAGUUGCUCAUGGCCAACGGCGAAUUGACCAACAUUCUCGUCUCGACCGAUGUCACACGCUAUCUCGAGUUCAAACAGAUUGCCGGCAGUUAUGUCCAGCAGGGCCAGGGCGCCAAGGCCACUGUUGCCAAAGUGCCCUCGGACGCAGGAGAAGCCCUCCGCUCGCCUUUGAUGGGGCUGUUCGAAAAACGACGCGCGAGGAACUUCCUGGAGUGGAUUGGUGCAUACAAAUCGGAUGAUCCUUCAACACACAAGGGUCUUGAUGUGAACAACAUCACCAUGAAAGAUGUUUACGAUAAGUUCGGUCUAGAGGCUACAACACGAGACUUUGUGGGUCACUCAAUGGCCUUGUACCAAACAGACGAGUACAUCAACGCCAAAGGCAUGACCAACGAUGCUAUUGAGCGUAUCAGGUUAUACGUCAAUUCGAUGGCUAGAUACGGCAAGUCUCCUUACAUCUACCCACUUUACGGUCUCGGAGAACUCCCUCAAGGUUUUGCUCGUCUUUCCGCUAUCUACGGGGGUACAUACAUGUUGAACACGGAUGUCGAUGAGUUCACAUAUGAUGGCUCCAAGGUAGUAGGUAUCAAAGCCACCAUGAAAGAGAAGGGGGACGAUGGCCCUGGCAUGAAGUUUGAGACUAAGGCCAAGAAGAUCCUGGCAGACCCCUCUUACUUCCCUGGAAAGGUCCGCGUAACUGGUCACCUCAUCAAGGCCAUCUGUAUCCUCAACCACCCAAUCGCGAGCACAGACAACUCUGACUCGCUACAAUUGAUUAUCCCUCAAUCCCAAGUCGGACGCAAACACGACAUAUACAUUGCUGUCGUCUCUUCCGCGCACAACGUUUGCCCCAAGGGUUACUACAUUGCCAUUGUUUCCACCAUCGCCGAAGGCGACAGCAACCACCACCUUGAGCUCCAGCCUGGUCUCGAUCGUCUUGGCAAGAUAGAGGAGCAGUUCUUGGGUCCUCCAAUCCCUCUGUACGAGCCAGUAGAAGGUGGCCAGAACGACAAUAUCUUCUUGUCCAAGAGCUAUGACGCCACGAGCCAUUUCGAGACCACGACCGAUGACAUCAAGGACAUUUAUCGACGUGCCGAGGGCCAUGAGCUUGUGGUCGAAGGUCUGAGGGAAGGUCAAUUCAACGUUGAAGAAUAAUCGGAAUGAUGCAGGUGUGACAAACGCAAAAUCAGUUUUGAAGGGACGUUUGUUGGUAUCCCGCAGGCGCGAGCCACGGACUUCGGUUCAUUGAGAUGCAUAUAUAUAUCCUAUGAACAAUUGUCGAACAACACAGCUCUUUCUCUGGCGUGUGAAAGCCUUACAUCUACCCCAUGAUUUAAGGAAACCUCCCAAGCUUUCCACCCAUACUUGAAACUUGCCCACAUAUCCUCGGUACCGGGUUUUAUAGCUCACUAUGUCCCU
Molecule: messenger RNA, 1704 nt
Organism: Periconia digitata
Lineage: Eukaryota; Fungi; Ascomycota; Dothideomycetes; Pleosporales; Periconiaceae
Source: the annotation of a GenBank genome assembly